Messenger RNA from Prunus armeniaca (apricot), 1251 nucleotides. The record is from the annotation of a GenBank genome assembly. NCBI's taxonomy places the organism in Eukaryota, Viridiplantae, Streptophyta, Magnoliopsida, Rosales, Rosaceae.
AUGGGGAUUUGCUGGGGUUCUCCAGCUGAGAACCCAACGCCAGUAACUACUGGUGAUCUCACUACAGUGGUCAGUAACAUAUCUCAGACAACCAGUAACACCACAUCUUCAGGGGGGAGUACUUUAUCUCGGAAUAGCCAGUUCUCGGCAGCAAGUGGCGAUGAGGCCAGUCCACAUGGGCAGAUCUUACCCACCCCAAACUUGAGGAUCUUCAGUUAUUUAGAAUUGAAGGCUGCAACCAGAAACUUCAGAUCAGAUACAGUUCUUGGGGAGGGAGGCUUUGGGAUGGUCUUCAAAGGUUGGCUUGAUGAAAAGGCACCAACCAAGUCUGGAAAAACCACAGUGAUUGCUGUGAAAAAAUUGAGUUCUGAGAGCUUGCAAGGGUUUGAGGAAUGGCAGUCAGAGGUGAAUUUCUUAGGGCGACUAUCUCAUCCUAAUCUUGUAAAGCUAUUGGGAUACUGUUUGGAGGACACGGAGCUGCUGCUCGUGUAUGAGUUCAUGCAAAAGGGUAGCUUGGAAAACCAUCUAUUUGGAAGGGGCUCAGCUGUUCAGCCACUUCCGUGGGAUAUACGGCUUAAAAUUGCAAUAGGAGCAGCUCGAGGCUUGGCUUUUUUGCAUACAUCAGAGAAGCAAGUAAUCUAUAGAGAUUUCAAAGCUUCAAACAUACUACUUGAUGGGUCGUAUAUUGCCAAGAUAUCUGACUUUGGCUUGGCAAAAAUGGGUCCUUCAGCUAGUCAAUCGCAUGUGACAACACGAGUUAUGGGUACAUAUGGUUAUGCUGCUCCUGAGUAUGUUGCCACAGGGCAUUUGUAUGUGAAAAGCGAUGUGUAUGGUUUUGGUGUUGUUCUGGUCGAGAUAUUGACAGGCUUGCAUGCACUUGAUCAAAAUCGUCCGAGUGGGAAACAUAAUUUAGUGGACUGGAUAAAGCCAUUCCUAUCAGAUAAAAGAAAAUUGAAAGGAAUUAUGGACCCCCGGUUGGAGGGAAAAUAUCCUGCCAAAGCUGCAUUCCGAAUUUCUCAGCUUGCUCUAAAGUGCAUUGAAUCUGAACAGAAAAACCGGCCAUCAAUGAAGGAUGUUGUGGAGACAUUGGAACGGAUUGAAUCUGCCAAUGAACAUUCAAGGGAGCCUAGGCCCCGUUCAACUCAUCCUAUGGCUCAUCGACAAGGCCAGAAGCCGCUGCAUCAUCGCUCACCGCUUCACCCCAGGCUGGAUGGGAAUCAAACCUACCAACAGUCACCUCGAGUGCGGUAA